AUGGACGGGAAAAAGAGAAAGGUAAGCGGCGACGACGGCGGCCUAGGGCAACUUUGUAGGCGUAAUGUCGCCGGAAAGCCCAAAAGAGAGGCGGCCAAAGUCCUCCGAGCUCUCAUGGUGGAGGACAAUAACAACUGCCCGGAGCCCAUGGAGGAAGAGGACGACGACUGCUUCUCCAUUGGCUUUCUCCGGACAGGUAGGGUAGAGCCUGCCGUGCUGGUCCCCCUGUCGGUGCCGCCCAGAUACACCUUGAUCCGGGAGGUGGGUCGGGGUAGUUACGGCGUGGUGUACGAGGCCAUUGCCCGGAAAAACGGAGCCAGGUUAGCCGUGAAAAGGCUCCUGUGUGACGCCCCGGAGAACGUCGAGCUAGCUCUGGCCGAAUUUUGGGCCCUGACCAGUCUGGAGAACCGACACCAGAAUGUGGUCCAACUGGAGGAGUGCGUUCUCCAAAGGAACGGAAUGGCCCAGAAGAUGAGUCAUGGCAACAAGAGGUCCAAACAAUACCUGAGGCUGGUGGAAACAUCACUAAAAGGAGAACGCAUCAUAGGUCAGUCAUCGGAACCCUGUUACCUCUGGUUUGUCAUGGAGUUUUGUGAAGGUGGCGACCUCAACCAAUACAUCUUGUCCCGACGACCCGACCCCCAAACCAACAGAAGUUUUAUGCGGCAGUUGACAAGCGCUGUGGCAUUUCUGCACAGGAACAACAUUGUCCACCGGGAUCUGAAGCCAGACAACAUUCUCAUUUCACAGAAAUCUGGUGUACCAGUUCUCAAAGUUGCCGACUUUGGUUUAAGUAAAGUUUGUGCAUCCAUGAGUUCUAAGAACGCUGAGGACUUACCCACUGCAGGUGUUGGGAGCAACCAGAACAACAUUGUCAACCUUAACAAGUUAUGGUUGUCUUCUGCUUGCGGGUCCGACUUCUACAUGGCCCCCGAGGUGUGGGAGGGCCACUACACGGCUAAGGCGGAUAUCUUCGCCUUAGGCAUCAUCAUCUGGGCGAUGAUCGAGCGGAUCACUUUCAUUGACGCGGAGUCCAAGCGAGAACUGCUGGGCACCUACGUACGUCAAGGCUCAGAGAUUGUUCCUGUUGGCGAGGCUCUGCUGGAGAACCCCAAAAUGAUCCUCCAUAUUCCUCAGAAGGCCAGAAGCUCCAUGUCCGAAGGUGUGAAGAAACUCCUCCAGGAAAUGCUUGCUUUCAACCCUCAGGAGCGACCUGAUGCCUGUCAGCUGGAAGUGCAGAUGGUCCGGGUCACAUGCGCCGCAUGA
Molecule: messenger RNA, 1266 nt
Organism: Nerophis lumbriciformis (worm pipefish)
Lineage: Eukaryota; Metazoa; Chordata; Actinopteri; Syngnathiformes; Syngnathidae
Source: RefSeq, a predicted model, not a curated record